GCGCUUUGACUUGAGAAUGUGAUCCUCUCGCAAGAACCUCACACUCCCGUGAUCUCGAUAGACUGUGAGUCUCGAAGUGUCUACAUAUUGCAAUAUUGGGUUAUAUCAAUCUGCCAAGCUUGAGUUUUUCCGCACGCCCAAACAGUGUUUCUGUUUCAAUCUUUCUCGUGACGUUGCGGGGCAUCAGGAGAGGUGUGAACUAAGCAAGGAGUCUCCGCACCAGGCAUAGGCUUACGAUUCCCAGGGUCUCUGGCCACGGCCGGAGAAUUUAUUGAUUGUUUCAGUUUUUUUCUCUUCGUUUUUUUUUAAUUUUAUUUUUUUCAUCUGAAUCUUUCACUUGUUGCCAGAGCUUUAACCCUCCCGAUGCGCAAUCACACCAGCUGAAGUUUUUGCCCUCGUGCGCUUGCGAGUCGUCGACUGAACAGAAGUAGUAUGGCUGAUAGUAGGACUGUGUUUUUGGUCAAUACUUUCAUUACGCAUACGGUCCUACUACUGAACAAUUUCUCUGCGGUCUGCGAAGACAAACUUGCUGACGUGCACUUGAGGAUAUUACGACUGGAAGCCACCACCACUCUAUUAGAGUCCAGGCUGGACAGUGUAGCUCGAUCCCGGGCCGAAGCUGGAAGAUCAUCUGAAGAGCACACUCAACCAUCCGGCGAAAUCCUGGGAUCUUGAGUACAAAAGUAUUGAGACACGAUGAGGGACGCUGUGGCUAAGGGGAAGGAGAUGGGGGCACGGUACGCCGGCACGCAGGAUCUUAUGCGUGUGUUCAACCGUGCUCUCGAGCUUUUAAACAGCAACACUCCAGAGAGUGAUCAAGAGCUUUUGGAGCUUGUGAAGAAGUCUAAACGCGAAGUAGAUAAAGAAACAUCUGCUCCUGUUAAAAAACCUCGUCGAGGAGCUUCAGAGGUUGGCGAUUUUCAGGCCUUGGGGCAUCGCUCUAAUUUAGCCACACUUACUGGGGAGCGGGCAGUCUGGGUCCGGAAGCGAAGGCACGCCUACUCAGUCCACGUCCGGUACCUCUGCUAGCGUAGCGCAUGCCCAGGUCCGCCCAAUUCAAGUAAUACGGCUUCCUGGACGUGGAGGUGGAAGAGGUGAAAAGCACAAGCGGAAUAAGAGUAAUCGUUAGGGUUGCUUUAUGCAAUAGUGGGAAUUCCCUUUGUUGUGUGCUUUCUCGUGGAUAUAUUGUAAUCUGUCUUGAUUCCUCACUGGAGGCCUUAGACUUGUAGAUACUUCACAAUUAUGAUAGUUUAUUUCAUUGCAUUACUCGGCGACCCAACUAUUGACUUUCGCGAAUGAAAUAUCGCCUCAUGAACACUCCACUGAAAGGUUUCUAAGCAAUUACAAUGAAGGUAUCCCUACAGACAUAAAUAUUCGCUCUGAAGCCUUCGAAUGAAAACACUGUCUCUAUGGACUGGACAUGACGAGUUAUCGUUUUGAAAAUAGAUGGCACAUAUUUACCCAUUAAAACCUUUUCUUUA
Molecule: messenger RNA, 1481 nt
Organism: Physcomitrium patens
Lineage: Eukaryota; Viridiplantae; Streptophyta; Bryopsida; Funariales; Funariaceae
Source: RefSeq, a predicted model, not a curated record